UAACUGAUCUGUAAAGCAUUAGUACCCAAUGAAGCCAUUAGAUGCAGCCUUUAUAAAUGGUGCCCUAACUCUUUGAAAGACAGUGAGUGAGUUGAACUUUAACAGAAGCAGUUUUUACUUCUUUUCCACCCCUGAUCUGAUACUUUUACUUACGUAAAGGACCUAAGCAAGCUACUUGUUUCUAUCGCUGCUGGCGAUGGCAGACAGCGGCUGGGUCAUGUGAAGGUCAGCAGCGGAGGAGGUUCAUGGAGAGUUCACUUGCAUACAUUAGGUAACACCAUCGGUCGCUGUGACAUAACUAGUAUGAUGCAGGCUGAGCUGGGACAUUAGUCAAUAACGAGGAGAUAACAAGAAAAGUCCGGGAGCAAACUUUGUUAUGCAAAGCAGCCUGCAGCUCUCGAUGCGCUAACCUGGGUCUCUCUGCUGGGGCGCAGUACGCUGGCUGGCCUCAGCAACUUCAGACCAUCUGUGUGGAAAUAUAGGUCUGCUCCUGAGCGUGCACGCCUCUCUACAUCUAAGACAGUCAUGCUGUACUUUUAAAACACGUUUUCAUCAAGCUCAACGUCGGCGGUGCAAACAGGGAGAACCCAUCCUGCUGUCACGGAUUUACAACAUCACCAGACGGACUUCUCUGAAGCCUGAUCAUGUUCGACUACAUGGAAUUUCAAACUUUGGGUCACGGAGAAAUCACCGACUUCUACAACACACCCAGUCCUCCCUGCAUGCUGCAGGAGCUGGACCAGGACCUGGCAGCCUUCUUCCCCGAGCUGGUGGAGUCGGACUGGCCGCAGCACCGGUGCUCGCAAUCAGUGGCCAGCCAGAGCUCCAGCUCCAGCUCCAUCUCAGAGGAUCUGCUCACCAGCACCCCCUCUCCACCCCCACCCCCUCGCACUUAUAAACCCUGCUUUGUGUGUCAAGAUAAGUCCUCAGGCUACCACUAUGGAGUCAGCGCCUGCGAAGGCUGCAAGACAAAAUACCAAUAUCAUCAUAAACUCUCCAACUGUCAUAUACGGGGCUUCUUCCGCCGAAGCGUACAGAAAAACAUGGUGUACACUUGCCACCGCGACAGAAACUGCAUCAUCAACAAGAUCACCAGGAACCGCUGUCAGUACUGUCGGCUGCAGCGGUGCUUCGCUGUGGGAAUGUCCAAAAAGUUGAGAAAUGACCGAAACAGGCGGAAGGGGAAGAAGGAAGCGGUGAAGAUGACCAUUAUGGAGACGUAUGAGCUGACAGCAGAGCUCGGUCUGAUAGUAGAGAAGAUCUGCAGGGCUCACAGAGAGACCUUCCCCUCCCUUUGCCAGCUGGGAAAAUAUACCACAAACUCUAGCUCUGACCACAGGAUCCAGCUGGACCUGGGUCUGUGGGACAAAUUCAGUGAGCUCGCCACCAAGUGCAUCAUCAAGGUGGUGGAGUUUGCCAAGCGAGUGCCAGGCUUCACCGGUCUGACCAUUGCUGACCAGAUCACUCUGCUCAAAGCCGCCUGCCUGGACAUCCUGAUCCUGAGAAUUUGCACUCGAUACACUCCUGACCAGGACACCAUGACCUUCUCUGACGGGCUGACCCUAACCCGCACUCAGAUCCACAACGCUGGAUUUGGACCACUGACAGAUCAUGUUUUCACUUUUGCCGGACAGCUGCUGCCACUGGAGAUGGACGACACAGAGAGCGGCCUUCUCAGCGCUAUCUGCCUCGUCUCCGGAGACCGACAGGACCUGGAGGAGCCGUCCAAGGUGGAGGUGCUGCAGGAGCCGCUGCUGGAGGCGCUGAAGAUCUACUCCCGGAAACGGCGGCCCAGCAUGCCCCUCAUGUUCCCCAAGGCCCUCAUGAAGAUCACUGACCUGCGCAGCAUUAGCACUAAAGGGGCUGAGCGGGUGGUGACACUGAAGAUGGAGAUCCCAGGCUCCAUGCCUCCUCUGAUUGAGGAGAUGCUGGAGGAUCUGCAGGACCUGGAGAAACACCAGAAGAAACACUCAGAGGAGAGCAGAGCAGAGGAAAACAAUCUCCUCACAGUAUGAACUCCUCUGGUUUUAUCCUCUGAAGCUGCUCUAAGAACACUUGGUCCAUCUCCCCUCCCAGAGGAAACACUUACAGAAGCUGUCCAGAUGGUUACUAUGGUCUUUGUUCUGUUAAUAAUCAGAGCCUGAUCUGCAGAUAUGACUCUGUUGUUUAAAGAAGAGAUUCAGUUGUUACACCAAUGACCUCUUUUAAGAAAGAAAAGCUAAUGUCUGUCGGCUCAGAUGCUGCUGCAAAGGGGAAAAGAAUGCAGUCGUGUUUUCAUCUUCCCCCAUUUAACUUUUGGACCCUUAGUUGCAUAGCUACUGGGAAUCAUUCUCAGCUUUUCUUUGUCUGGUUUUUACUGUAUUUGCAUGACAUAACACAUGCACUAAUUUUUACCUCAUUAAAUAUCACUGCAUUUAGCAUUAGUGUAGUAAAGAAAGUAAACAUCGGGAAUGGGUAUUUUUGAUCUUUUUACAUUUUAUCUGUAUUUGUUCACUUGUCAAAGUCUACUGUUUGCACCUGACAUGUUGAUUUGCUUUAUAUCUGCAGAAACAAAAGCUUAUAAAGGUGAAAAUUCCUGAUUUGAAAGUGAAGAAUGUUUAACCAAGUGUAAGAAAUCUUCACUGUAAGCAGCCUGUGGACUGUCAUGUGCUUACUCUAAAUGUGCCAACAUCUUUCAUAUCUGAGAAUUUUACAUGGUUUUUGGAUUUGUCCACCUGGUCCAGUGAGUGUUAAUGUCUUCAUGUACUCAUCCGUGUUCCUCAUUACUCGGUAUGACUACUGAAUAUACACAUAUAUGAUCAUAUUUCAUGGUACAUUAGGUUGUGAAGUUGCUAGACAGAUCACAUUUCAUGUGCUUUUGUUGCUCUGUUAAGGUCUUAUGUACUGGAUUCCAUGUUGCCGUUUCAUGUUUCCACUGACACUGCAGGAUUUUGUUAUGGCUGAGGUGACGCAACGGUUCAUGUUUAAUGUUGUGAAGCUGUGAGGUCAACCUGUCUUCUCUCAAAAGCACGGUUCAUACUGCCCCCUGUGGAUCUUGUAGGGAAUCACAUGACAGUACAGUAAAUAUUUCAAUCCACUGGGUUGAUCAGUUCAUGGAAAAUUAAUCCCAGAUUUCACAGAAAAAUUUGCUACAUUUAAGUAUGUUGUGCAGGUGGAUUUGUUUCAUAUAUCCAGUUUGCUAAGAUAUAAAAGGUCAAUAUGAGUUUCUUUCAGUUUACAUUAGGCUGCAGUGUCUACUGAGAUAACAGCACCAAUGUUGUCAACAUUAUUGUAAGAAAUAAAUGCUCCCUACUGUUUAAAUUCCCUCACCAUCAGUAAUGGAAACUCUUAAGUACACUUAUCCAAGUGUAGUGCUCGAGUACACUCUUAAAGUGCCUGUUUUUUACUAGUAUUCCCAUAUCAUGUUACUUCACUUCAGGGGGACAUACUGUACUUUCUACUCCACUACAUUUUAUCUGACAGUUGUAGUUAUGCUACAGCUUAAGAUAUUUUAAAAAAGAAAAAAAUAAUAAGGAUAAGCUUGUGACUUUUUACAAGCAAACAGAUCCAAAAAGGU
Messenger RNA from Monopterus albus (swamp eel), 3556 nucleotides. RefSeq names its product retinoic acid receptor beta-like. The coding region runs from base 645 to 2015 and encodes 456 amino acids. The record is from RefSeq and is a predicted model, not a curated record. The transcript is spliced from 9 exons. NCBI's taxonomy places the organism in Eukaryota, Metazoa, Chordata, Actinopteri, Synbranchiformes, Synbranchidae. Gene Ontology annotation, biological process: cellular response to corticotropin-releasing hormone stimulus; retinoic acid receptor signaling pathway; regulation of transcription by RNA polymerase II. Gene Ontology annotation, molecular function: nuclear receptor activity; nuclear glucocorticoid receptor binding; zinc ion binding. Gene Ontology annotation, cellular component: transcription regulator complex; nucleus.